CAAGCGCUUCCCCGCUUAAAACAUGCAGAAUGUAAUCUUAAUCAGGUUUAUUAAACGAGGUGCCGCUAUUUAGAUUCAUACACAUCGCGAGAUUACAGGCGCAUAUAGCGUGCUUAGCAACCGCUGUUGUCUGGUUCGUUUACUCCGCCUACUUCGGAGAGUCGCACGAUCUGACCAAUCAGAUUAAAUCUUGUGUCAUGUCUACCAAUAAGAAUCGUCCGGAGAGCGGCAUUAUCCUGCCGUGUUCCGUGUGGAAAGUUUACCGGUUCGGGUGCAAAGUUUCAGCCGUCUGCAAACCUGAGCUCGUCGGCAAACGUAUCUGGAAUACGCUGGUGUCGACCUCGGUAUAUGUGAACGGGAACUCGAAUAAUUUGCCGGAUUAAUUUGACUUUUGGUUGUCUUCAGCUCUAGCCGAGUGAUGCUUCCGUCGCUGGGUAACAGCAGUGUGUAAAGACGAUGUUAGCAUCGACCGUAUUGUCUCAGGGCGCCAGCUAGCUUAACACCAGUCGUUAGCACGGAUCGGUGUUCUAACUGAGAGAUAGCGAACGGUAGCUGAUGUUCCGGUGAGCUCGUUACAAGACGAAGUAAAACGUUAUUUAACGUUAACUCGAAACUUUACUCGACAAAAAGGACCGAGGAGAAGAAAACAUGGAUUGCGAGCCUAAUCGUUUGCGGCUGCUCUGCAUGCUCUCAUUGACUUUUAUUUUUUUUAUUGUGGAGGUGGUGGUCAGUCGGAUGACUUCAUCCCUGUCGAUGCUGUCGGACUCCUUUCAUAUGUUGUCGGACGUUAUUGCGCUGAUCGUGGCUCUGGUCGCGGUGCGUUUUGCCGAGAAAACCCACGCGACCAACAAAAACACCUUCGGGUGGAUCCGGGCGGAGGUGAUGGGGGCGCUCGUCAACGCCGUCUUCCUCACGGCGCUGUGCUUCACCAUCGUCCUGGAGGCUGUCGAGCGGUUCACCGAGCCCCAGGAGAUCGACAGCCCGCUGGUGGUCGCCGGAGUCGGUGCCGCGGGGCUUCUGGUCAACCUGCUCGGACUCUGCUUGUUCCGCGGCCACGCCGGCCACGGGCACUCGCACGGAGGUCACUCGCAUGGGAAUAAAAACAAGAGGGGCAAAACCGGUAAGUCCCAGAAGGCUGGCAACGGGUCUUCAGGAGAGGAAACGAACAACCUGGUGGGGAAUCACAACAGCCCGGGUGACGUGAGACUGAGAAAUGAAAUCGGCUGUAAGGACGACACCGAAGUGCAGAUCAAUGGAAACCCCCACUAUGAGGAUAUGGACCAUGACGCCGCGGGGCAGCUCAACAUGCGUGGCGUCUUCCUGCACGUCUUGGGCGACGCCCUCGGCUCCGUCAUUGUGGUGGUCAAUUCCUUAAUAUUUACCUUUGUGUGGCAGCCCUGCAUAGAAGGCGAGGCCUGUGUGAACCGGUGCAUCAACAGCCACAGCACCGACCACCAUCAUGUCAACCACACUCUGGUGGACCUGCUGGACGGCCCCACCGUGUCGGCCAUGAAGUUUGCGGGCCCUUGCUGGGUUCUCUACCUGGACCCCACCCUCUGCAUCAUCAUGGUGUGCAUCCUGCUGUACACCACCUACCCGCUGCUCAAGGAGUCCGCCCUCAUCCUGCUGCAGACCGUGCCCAAGCAGAUCAACGUGCACGGGCUCAACGAGCGCCUCCUCUGUCUGGACGGCGUCCUGGCGAUCCACGAGCUGCACAUCUGGCAGCUGGCCGGCAGUCGCAUCAUCGCUACGGCGCAUAUCAAGUGCCACGACCCCACGUCUUACAUGGAGGUGGCGAAGCGCAUCAAGGACUUCUUCCACGACGAGGGCAUUCACGCCACCACGAUCCAGCCCGAGUUCGUCACGUUCACCUCCGAGUCUCGGGACUCGCUCUGCGAGCUCUCCUGUCGGACUCAGUGCGCUCCCAAGCUGUGCUGCGGCUCUGCAGACAAGCCCAACGCCGGCGCCGACAGGAGCGCCAGCGACGAUUGCCGGGCUGUCGCCGGUUCCGCCCUGGAGGUGAUCCUCGAGACCCCGGAGCAGGCUGCAGUGGCGCAGGCGCUCCCUCGAUCGGAGGCCGAGACCACCGUCACCAGAGAGGUGGAGUCGUCUCUGUGAGAUGGAGGGGGUGGAGCGCAACGAAGGAAACGCUGGGAAACCACACUGGGCUGCCAUCGAGGUCAUGGCCGCUGUUAUCGUUUUGACCUGCGGCCCGAUCGAGAAAGCAUUUCCCAUAGCUUUUGUUCCGUCAUUACCCCGUUAUGGCUGAACCCCCCCCCACACACACACACACUCACUGAAACCCUGUGCCCUUGUGUUUGAGUCGUUCUCGUCGCCGUUCCUCUCUCUGUACCUCUUUCCAUUCCCUCUCUCGAGGCGUUGAUGCAUGUUGGGGUUCACAUCCCGUGUUUCCUCCAGGACUGGAGCGAGACUUGCAUGAUUGUUCCUCCUUGUGAUGCGGCAUCUCGUCCGCCGGUGUUUACGUGCCAAAGCUUCACGCUGCCAGACCGAAGGGAUGCGAGAGACGGCCUCUCCUCUAACGGACGACACAUGCCGGUCGGAGCGCACGCCACGAGGUUCUGCCGUUUAGCCCGUCGGCCGGUUGGCACACGUUUCUUUGAGCAGAGCUUUUUUUCGUUCCCUCUGGCCCCAAAUGGAAGAGUAUUGUUUAAUAAUUUAAGUUAUUAGAAAGGAUAUAUUUCUCUCUGUAAAUGCCGUUUGGAUGAUAGCAACACUUUUGCAAUGUUUCCGUCUCAAACUUUUUGACAGACCAUCUAUGCUGUAGGCAGUUUUUCAAAUGUGACAUUUUCUAAUGAUUCUUUGUUUCUCACGGCGCUUCUCUGGCCGCGACUCGGUUUGACUCGCAGUCCUUAGUUGGAUACAGUUGCCGUGCCUUUUUAAAUGCAAAGACCUGCUGCCGGUAGAGCACCAAGUAUUAUUGGGCCAGCCCCCGGCCCGAAGGUCGGCUGUGUUGUGGAGGAAUGAGCGCUGGAUGCGGUCACGCAAACACGACUGUUUCAAUCUGAACCGGAGAGCGUCCUGCUGGUCGUUGUUCAUUCUACGUUCUUCUACGUUUGCAUGACCACACUGAGACCUAGUGUUCAGGAGCACCAGUUGCUGCUUACCAGUACCUGCUGGUAUCCGCCAACAUUACGCAUAACUUAGAGAAUGACUCGUUCUUUAGCUUUUCCGUCUUCUCCUUUGGACUGCCGAGCAGGCUGUUUCUUUUCUUUCUGAACUGAAGUCCAUACGGUGGCCUUUUUGCAAUUGGUGAAUUUCCCCUCAUCACCACAUAUUUCAUCUCUUGGUGGUCCAUUGAUGUCGUUAACAUUUCCACUCCUGAGUAAAUGUGUAUGCAAUAUAGACAUGUAUUAUGACUCAUUCGUUCAUGUUUGGUCACUUUUAUUCUGUUUUUAAGACUUGAGCUCUGUGUGCAAAUUGAAAACAAGUGUUUUUUUAAUUUUAGAUAUGACAUGUCAACUGAUGUGUUUUGAUAUACUAUAUAUAUAUAUCUACAGUACCUGUCCAAUGUGUCAUUGUGAAAUAAAUCAAAAAAACUGUCUGUUUGGUACAGUUGAAGACCC
Pseudoliparis swirei is the source of this 3584-nucleotide messenger RNA. It is a transcript of the gene slc30a1a, whose product is annotated as solute carrier family 30 member 1a. The record is from RefSeq and is a predicted model, not a curated record. Lineage: Eukaryota; Metazoa; Chordata; Actinopteri; Perciformes; Liparidae. Gene Ontology annotation, molecular function: calcium channel inhibitor activity; zinc ion transmembrane transporter activity. Gene Ontology annotation, biological process: intracellular zinc ion homeostasis; zinc ion transmembrane transport; detoxification of zinc ion. The coding region runs from base 649 to 2118 and encodes 489 amino acids. The transcript has 2 exons. Gene Ontology annotation, cellular component: endoplasmic reticulum; Golgi apparatus; membrane.